Capronia coronata CBS 617.96 is the source of this 3759-nucleotide messenger RNA. RefSeq lists its product as uncharacterized. Lineage: Eukaryota; Fungi; Ascomycota; Eurotiomycetes; Chaetothyriales; Herpotrichiellaceae. Bases 1 to 3759 code for a protein of 1252 amino acids. Gene Ontology annotation, molecular function: phosphatidylinositol-4,5-bisphosphate 5-phosphatase activity; protein binding. Gene Ontology annotation, biological process: phosphatidylinositol dephosphorylation. The transcript has a single exon. The record is from RefSeq and is a predicted model, not a curated record.
AUGGCGGGAAAUGUCGAACCAGGAACCGACGCAGCCCCGAUAAAGCCAGUGUCAUCACUCCGAUCACACUUUGAAGGUCUCAAGGUUCACCAAGCGCAGUCCGAUGAGCGAGGAAGCGUUCCUGCAUCUCCCCAGAUCCUCAACCCCAUCAAUGGACAGUCGCCGGCUUCAACACUCCGUGCCUCGCUUGAUUUACCCAGGCCGUCGUCGCCAUGGACAGGAGGAGGAAAUAAUAGCUAUGGUGGUUCACAGACCCCCGUUAAGGGAACAGAGUCUCCAAGCAAACCCGGCCACAAACGGCCCAUGUCUAUGCUCGUCCAACCCUCUCCUCAACUCACGCCUUCGGUCAAAAUCGACUCUCCCAGGUCACCCCCACGCACAUACUUUGACCGGAGUUCCUCAAGAUCACCCGAACUGGUCGACAACACGGCGUUUGCGAAGGUCCGUGAAUUUAUCUCCCAACGUUCCAGCGCAACCUCCACCCGCCCUACCACUCCGCGGGCGGUGAGCGACGAACGAUCCAGCACCGUGAGCAUCGUGGGAAAUGCAGAUCCGGCUCGAGGACCCACAGGACUAAAAUCGCCCGCGAGGCCGCCUCCUGUCAAUCGGGCAGAUAAACCGAAGAUACCUACGAAGCCGAACGUGAUUUCAAUGCCCGGCGGCACUGGCCUCAAUCCGGAAGCUCGCAGGCCCUCCUUUGAAGCUCGGAUCUCGCCUUUCAGCACACCCCCUAGCAGCGAGGAGAGCUCUCCAGCGCGGAGCCCCGAAUUGAUACUCCCAAAUCAGGCCUUUGAGGCAAUAUCGACGCCUAAGAAAGCGAUGACACGAACCGCACCGUUCGUGUCGAGGGACCAAGGUGGGUCGGCAUCAAAGGAUGCGCGAUCGCUGGGCUUCUCAAGCAAGCCAACCGUCUCAGAGAGGAUAGAUCCAAGAACGUUGGGGCUUCCCAUACCCGAUCCCCGACCACCAAGCCGAGGGACCACUCUUCCCUCGAGGGCGAGUACAGUUUCAGAGAAGACGUCGAGGGACCCUCGCGAGUUGGGUCUCUCCAGCAUGAGGGCGGCGCCGCGUCAUGUCUCUGAGUCAAUUCGACGCAUCCCUUCCCCUCCGCUAGCCCCUCCACAGCCUCCUCGACAGCAACAUAUCCGCGAUCCUCGUCAGUUGGGCUUUUCCAGCCAUCCCUCCGCCGAAAUCGACUCGAGUGGCGAAGAAGUGCGGCCCGGUCUGCCUCCCAGAAGAAAUAUGCAGCCUCCACCGCGACCGUCCAAUGAGUCCAAGUACGGCACAGCAAGGCCGGUCCCCUCGCCUAGCCAUGUCGCCGCUCCUGACCGAAGUCAUAAGCGGGUGGCUGCUGAACAGCUGUCCCGUGGUGCAGGGCCAGUAGACGCUCGAUUCCCGCCCCCACCGAAACGAGCCAGUGUCGACGACGGCGACAUUCUCCCAGCGACCAGGGCGCAGACGUUUGCCGGAGACUUUCCAACGCGGCCGUCGAUAAAAUCCCGCGCAACUGACUCGGAUGAUGCAGAGGAAGUCGCAGAGCAGCCUUCCACGGCGAAGUCGGAAUAUCCGGAUUCGACACAUACAAACCGACGACCCCCCUAUGUCAAGGGUGGCUUAUGGGAGAUCAGCACUAAAUCCGACUCCAGAACCAUGGAAGUAUGUGGAAGAUACCUAUGUACGGCCGGAUACACCACCCGAGUCUUCGACAUGUCCACUGGCGACCAAAUUAUGAACAUCAACCAUGGCGAGUCGGUCAAGGUCACAGCGGUGGCAUUCAAGCCUGCCUUGGAGCUAACCAGUGAGGGAUCUAGGUUAUGGCUGGGUACUAAUACCGGUGAAUUGAUGGAAGUGGAUGUGGCCACGUCUACCAUCAUGAGCACGAAUUCCUCUCAUAACCGUCGAGAGAUUGUUCACAUACUCCGAAAUCGGAGAGAUCUGUGGACACUGGACGACGAUGGCAAGCUCUUCGUGUGGGAAGCUGACGAGUCAGGAGUGCCGAACCUGAAAUACAGCCAUAUCUCCCACAAGGUGCAAAAAGGACAUUCGUGUUCAAUGGCAAUAAACGGGCAACUCUGGCUCGCGACUGGAAAGGAAAUCCGGGUAUACAAUCCAGGGAACGACAACUCAUUCAUUGCCCUCAACAAACCGCUAUCGCAACCGGGAAACCUGGACAUCACCUGUGGGACCUACUCUAGUGAAAAUGGAGGCAGGGCGUACUUUGGUCACAUUGAUGGACGAGUUAGCAUUUACUCAACGAAGCACUAUUCCCCAGUCGCAAACGUCAAAGCGAGCGACUACAAAAUCAAUGCCUUGUCCUUUGUGGGGGACAAGCUAUGGGCAGCUUUCAAAACCGGCAAAGUGUACGUGUACGAUACGUCGAGUUCCCCGUGGAAGGUCAAGAAGGAUUGGAGAGCUCAUAACGGGCCGGUCACCGAGAUUAUAUUGGAUCCGAGCAGUGUCUGGACAUUGCAACAGUUGCAGGUGGUCACGAUCGGGCACGACAAUUUUGUCCGACCAUGGGAUGCGGCCCUCGAAGACGACUGGAUUGAAACGGAGAUGCAGGAACGGGACGUGGAAUAUUGCACCUUCCGGGAAGUGCGAGCCGCGGUUGUCACGUGGAAUGCUGGGGCGUCGACGCCUUACGACUUGCGGAGCGAAUUCAUUGCCGACGCCAUUCAUGCGGCGGAUCCGCCGGAGAUACUGGUGUUUGGAUUCCAAGAAGUGGUUGACCUGGAAGAUCGGGCGGUGACGGCGAAGAGCAUACUGGGAUUUGGCAAGAAGAAGGACCCUGUCAAGGCGGAACAGCAUCAAAGUCGAGUGUACCGCGAAUGGCGCGACUAUCUCAGCAAAAUGAUAAGUCGAUAUGUCCGCGACCGCCACGCCUACACCGAACUGCAAACGUCCAGCCUGAUCGGCCUACUCCAAUGCGUCUUCAUACGGCAGGAAGAACGACCUCGGGUCCGCAACCUUCAAGCCGCCAGCAUCAAGCUCGGGUUGAAGGGGCAUUACGGCAACAAAGGAGCACUCGUGACCCGGUUCUUCCUGGAGGACAGCUCGCUUUGUUUCAUCAACUGCCAUCUAGCAGCGGGCCAGUCGCAGACGUCGCACCGCAACAACGACGUGGCCAGCAUUCUGGAAGCCGAGGCCCUAGACCCGGAACCGGACCCAGACGUGCGCAGCUCGUUGUACAUUGGUGGCGGCGACGGGGCCCAGAUCCUCGACCAUGAAAUCUGCAUUUUGAACGGCGACUUGAACUACCGAAUCGACACGAUCCCGCGCGACACGGUCAUCAACAUGAUCAAACGCAACGAACUGAGCAAACUGCUGGAGCGGGACCAGAUGAUGGUCUCGCGCCGCCGCGUGUCCGGGUUCCGCCUGGCCGCCUUCACCGAGCUGCCCAUCACGUUCGCCCCCACGUACAAAUACGACGUCGGAAGCGACGAGUACGAUUCUUCCGAGAAGAAACGGGCCCCGGCAUGGUGUGAUCGCCUGCUAUACCGUGGGCCCGGGCGUGUCAAGCAAGUCGAAUAUCGCCGCCACGACGGCGUGCGCACCAGCGACCACCGGCCUGUCAGUGGGUUGUUCAAGCUACGUGUAAAAACCAUCGAUCCCGCCAAGAGGCGGAAGGUCAAGGAGGACUGUUUUGCUCGCUUCAAGGAGGUCAAACGCCGCAUGGCGGAGAAGGCCAGCAUCGAGUAUCUCGUCGCCGUGCUGGGUCUGCCGGAGAGUGAGGCGCGGCGGUUGAUUGCCGCCAAUUAG